Molecule: messenger RNA, 2978 nt
Organism: Coregonus sp. 'balchen'
Lineage: Eukaryota; Metazoa; Chordata; Actinopteri; Salmoniformes; Salmonidae
Source: the annotation of a GenBank genome assembly
GCUGGCUGUUCAUGGACAUGGACCUUUGUCUACUAUCACUCCUGUUGUUCUGUGUCUGCAGACAAGGACUAACUGUAAAGCACUGCAAUUAAUCAUCAACAUCAAUCGUGACUGCUUUUCCUGAAUGAUGUGCAACAUUCUCAUAUCACUGUUUUCCCCUUCAAGCAGAAUGGAGAGGUGUCAAAUGAUGCUCCAAUCCCACUGGUCCCUCUCAUCCCAUUGAUGCCCAGCCACCCUAAAGAGGUCUGUUGCCAAAGCAGAAUACACAGAUCUCAUACCCUCCACGUGCCUUCUUACUCUACGUUCUCUUAACCCAACACAAUCCUCUCUUCCAGGAAUCAGGUACUUCUGCCCCCAGUACACAGGAGCCUCCAAACACAAGUCCCACCACCCCUCCUCCCUUUGUGACGACUAGUGCCCCGGACGGGGGCUCGUCUGAGGAGGAUAAUCAGCAGCAGGAUGGGGGUUGUAGGGCCCAGGCCCGCAGGCCAAAAUCCAGGCAGGCCUUAGCUGGUGCCAUCCAGAGACUGGGCAUGAAGCUGUUGGGCCAGAUGAAGACAGGACCUGAGCAGCCCAAUGUCAUAAUAUCCCCCCUCAGCAUAUCCCUGGCACUCUCCCAGCUGGCUCUGGGUAUGACAUGUUCUGUUUUUGCUGUUUUUUUAGGAGUGAUUAAAAAGUUUUAGAAAUGUAGGUAUUGUGCAUCUCUGCUCUUUCAGGAUCAUCUGUACUUGGCAUGGUUUACACUACCAGCAUCAUAACCUCUUAGACUAUGUCCCAAAUGGCACCCUAUUCCCUAUAUAGUGCACUACUUUUGACAAUAGGAAAUUUAGACUCAACCCCAAUGAAUAGGUACUUGUUUGCUGUAAAUGUUGAGAGCUCAAAUCAAAUUGUAUUCGUCAUGUGUACAGUUUACAGCAGGAAUAAAAGGUGCAGCUAAAUGCUUGUGUGCUAGCUCACUCAACAUUGCAGUACAAUAAUCAAUAACACUGUCAAUAAGCUGCAGCAUGUUGCAUCAUCAUGUCUGUGUAUGUAUCUCAGGAGCCAUGAAUGAGACAGAGGAGCUGUUGAUGCACCAUCUCCAUGGUGACACUCUGCCCUGCUACCACAUGUCUCUACACAACUUCCUGGAACGCCUCCGCAAGAGCAACCUGCAAGUGGCCACACGCCUCUACCUGCAACCAGGUCAGUGUUCGCUGCUUCAGGGUUGGGGUCAAUUCCAUUUCAAUUCCAGUCAAUUCAGGAAGUACACUGAAAUUGCAGUUCUCUUCAAUGCUUUUCAUAGAGGAAAAUGUGGAAUUAGAAUUUUGUUUAUUUCUUCAUUACUGCAGUGGGCUAAAUCAGGGCUACACAGAGUGGUUCUUGGUAGUCUUAAACAAAUCUACUUUGAAACAAAAGUAUACACCUCACACACAUGGUUAUGGGCUUAAAAAAGAAGAGGACACCUGUAUCAUGUCAGAUAUAGAUUUGAAAUGUAUUCCAUUUUGAGUUUGCAUCCCAAUAUUACACUUCAUAUAAAUCACAGAAGACUGAACUAUAACAAAAUAAUUUCCCAUGGAAACACCGGAUUUUCAACAUUUUCGACAAAAUAAUAAUGUGCAUUAAUUAUGAAAAAUAUGAAUAACAUUCCACCCAUGAGUCCACUAGAGGGCGAUUUGGUCAUUUGACUACAGUUAAGGGGAUUGAAAUGGAAUUGCCCCGAACACUUCACUGCUUACUUGAGUAAGAGGGUUAGGAAGUUGAUGGAACAUAAAGGAAACGGACCUGGAAAUGGAAGGAAGAUAAUGACAAUAGACACAUUGAGUGUACAGAAGUUCAAACAAGUGACAUUGAAUGAAACAAUACUCUAAAUGGCCAGAUUAAGAAAGUACUAAUGUGUUACUGACUUUGACUUCAUGAUAAGACUCUCACUCCUUCGUGUCCCCUCCUGCUUGACCAUUUAUGUUUACCAUCCAUCACUCUCUACAUGUAGUAUAUAUACUGUAUGUUAUAUUAUAUUUCAGAUAUGACUCCCAAAUGGUAUUUGCCUCCUUUUUUAUGACAUUAUCUUCCUUUUAUCCUUUCUCUCCUUGAAUUUCUCUAUUCACCCUCCUAUUUUCCUGAGUCACAAAAUUGUUGCACACUAUAUUACCUCACUUCUAUCUCACCCUUGUCCUCGGCUUCCUGUGCAGGUGGCUCACUUCCCCUUCACAAUCAGAUGAGCCUGCUGAUAGUGAUGCCCAUGAAUGGCCAGGUGAACGUGUCAGCCCUCGCAGCAAAGCUCAACAUCUCUCACCUGUACAACCGCCUGCCCAGAGAGAGAUCCAUGCAGGUCAAACUGCCCAAAUUCAAACUGGACUACAGCCAGGACCUGCAGGAGGCUCUGACCAACAUUGGUAUGUAGGAGAGGAUCCAUAAGCAGGCUAGAUUAAUAUGUGAAGUAGGUGUACAAGUGAAAACGUGCAUAGAUAAUAAGGCUUGAAGCACAUGGGAAGGAGAGAUAAAGAUUUAAAAAAACAAUUGUCCAUGUUAUUUUUCAACACAAAUUAAAAUUACUGGCAGAAGCAGUAAGUCUUUUGAAAACUUUAGAACUGCCCCUCUUCCUCUUAUACCUAAGUGUGUGAUUUGUUCUAUUCUCAGGUAUGGGGGAGUUGUUUGCUCGUCCCAACCUGGCAGCCAUAGCCGAGGGCCCUCUGCUGGUGUCCAGUGUACAGCACAAGUCCAGUAUGGAGAUCUCUGAGGAGGGAGCAGAGGCUGCUGCAGCUACCAGCCUGGUCAUCUUACGGUCCAACCCCUUUUUUAGUCUCAACCAGCCCUUCUUCUUUGCCCUCAUGGACGAUAAGACACAAGCACCAGUCUUCCUGGGUGUCAUCACCAACCCUAACCCUGGAGCUCCUGCUAUGCAGAGUAGUGGAGGGUCUGCCAACCUAGAUAAAGUACACUUCCCCAUUGAUGACAAGAAUGACAAACAUUAUAGUCACUCUUUUGGUGGGCCACCCAAG